AUGGCUGAGCGGGUUCUGCGGAACGUGGCUCAACGGCCGGCAUGGAGGCUAGCUCCAGGAGCAUUUGGCUUCGCGGCGUUCGUCGCCGGAAAAAUUCUCGUGUGCUUCGUCUCCCUCAUCGGUGUUGCGUUCGUGAGUGUGAGUGAGUUCUUGGGCAAAGCCAACAUUUGGUAUCAGAGCCGGAUGAUGAAGAUUGGUGACAGUCCAAAGGGCGAGGGCGGAGAUGGCUGGACCUCCGGUGCCGCCGUGGAGCUCGUCGUGCCCAAUUCCAGCAUCGUGGAGCUGCCGAUGCUAACCAGGGCUAACUAUCAUCAGUGGGCCUUGGUUAUGCGGGUGAGCUUGGAGGCGCUAGAGUUGUGGGACACGGUGGAGGCGGUCACCAAGAACCGCGCCAAGGAUCGGCGAGCAUUGGCUGCCAUCUUGUGUGCAGUGCCAUUGGAGAUGAAGGCCGGGCUCGCCGUGAAGACGUCAGCGAAGGAGGCGUGGGACUUGGUGAAGAAGAUGCGUGCCGGCGACGACCGCGUGAAGUCGGCGAGCGUGCAACGCCUCAUGAAGGAGUUUGAGAACAUGACGUUCCGCGACGGGGAGACCGUCGGCGACUUCGCGAUGCGCAUCAACGGGCUUAUCGCGAGCCUGCGCGACCUCGGGGAGGAGAUGGAAGAGAGCCACGUGGUGAAGAAGGUCCUACGCGUGGUCCCGAAGAGAUUAAAGCAAGUCGCGGUGGCAAUUGAGAUGCUCGUGGACAUGGAUGAUAUGUCCGUCAAGGAGAUCGUUGGGCCGCUAUAA
Molecule: messenger RNA, 786 nt
Organism: Oryza sativa Japonica Group (Japanese rice)
Lineage: Eukaryota; Viridiplantae; Streptophyta; Magnoliopsida; Poales; Poaceae
Source: RefSeq, a predicted model, not a curated record